UUUUUUUUUACAAGAAAUAUAAACCAAACAAAGCUCUGAAUAUCACGAAAAUAUCUCUCUCUCCUUUCAUUUCUCUCUCUUCUUUUGGAUCCAAAUAUCGAAUUCACAAAUUCAGAGAGUAUUCGGAUAUGAUUUGAUGUUGAUGAAGAUGAGCGAGUACGAAUUCUUGGGCGGCCAAAAUGGCGGCGGCGGCGAUGAGGACAGAGUGACGGAGUGGGAGGUUGGGCUACCGGGAGUCGAUGAUUUGACGCCGUUAUCGCAGCUGUUGAUAUCGCCGGAGCUGGCUUCGGCGUUCAGUAUUUCGCCGGAACCCUACAGGACCGCCGUAGAAGUCAACCGCGCGUCGCAAACAACGUUCUCGACUCUCCGUGGGUUCAACCACUCGACGGCGAAGGGGUCGCUGUUCGAAAUGACGGAUCCGGAUCCUGACCCGGACCAGGACCCGAUGGUCGUGGAGGCGGAGGAGAACGAGACUACCGAUCGAGACGGGUCCGGGUCGGAUCCGAAAAGAUCGAGAAAAGACGACGAGGGUUGUGUGGAAAUAGAAGUAGAAGAAGCCGAUUCGGCACUCCGUAACAACGAGAACGACGAGUCGUCGGCGGCGGCGGAGAGGGCGGUAAAACGGCCGCGUUUGGUUUGGACCCCACAGCUACACAAGCGAUUCGUGGACGUGGUGGGCCACCUGGGGAUCAAAAACGCGGUUCCGAAAACAAUCAUGCAGCUGAUGAACGUGGAAGGCUUGACUCGCGAGAACGUCGCCAGUCAUCUCCAGAAAUAUCGCCUCUACCUCAAGCGACAGCAAGGCGGCGGCGGCGGCGGCGGAGGCGGAGGAGGAGGUGGGUUGUUUUCCGAUGGGCCGUCGUCGACCUCCACUUCCACCUCCGAUCAUCUCUUCGCUUCCACUACUCCUCUCCUGCCUAAUUAUCACAUGCCCUCCAUGAUGCCUCAAAUGCUCGGCCACAUGGGUAUGCCACCCAUGGGUCAUCAUCAUCAGUACAAUAUGUUCCAGCAGCAACAGCAACAGUCUGGGAAUAGUAAUUAUCAAUAUGGGUCUCAUCCUAUUGCGCCUAAUGAGAAUUGAAUUAACAGAGAUCCAGAUGUUCAUCAAGUGGGUCAAAGCUAAAGUCUUGCAACCCGAGGUUGCUUCAUUGAUAAUCUUGAACCUCACAGACGUGGAGGUGUUCUUAGGAAUUUAUAUGCAGACAAUUUGAAUCCCAUUCUGCAUACUCUCUUCCUAUAUGAUCUGGAAUUUUGUUCCAACCAGGCUAAGUUUUGAACUUUCGCCUCAGUAUAUAGUACAUAGCUAUUUUUUAGUUUCCUGGUAGCAGCAGGAGAUUCAUGGUGUACUAAUUUUAGUCCCUAGUUGACACCAAGUCAAAAGUACAAUCUUAACCUAUUCUUUAAUUGAUAAAAUGUUAUUCUCAA
Messenger RNA from Quercus robur (English oak), 1425 nucleotides. RefSeq names its product transcription factor PCL1. The record is from RefSeq and is a predicted model, not a curated record. Bases 137 to 1081 code for a protein of 314 amino acids. Gene Ontology annotation, molecular function: DNA binding; DNA-binding transcription factor activity. Gene Ontology annotation, cellular component: nucleus. Lineage: Eukaryota; Viridiplantae; Streptophyta; Magnoliopsida; Fagales; Fagaceae. Gene Ontology annotation, biological process: regulation of DNA-templated transcription. The transcript is spliced from 2 exons.